This is a messenger RNA of Cryphonectria parasitica EP155, 503 nucleotides long. RefSeq lists its product as uncharacterized. The transcript has 2 exons. Lineage: Eukaryota; Fungi; Ascomycota; Sordariomycetes; Diaporthales; Cryphonectriaceae. The record is from RefSeq and is a predicted model, not a curated record. The annotation marks the transcript as partial.
AAAAAGAGGGCAUGGAAAUACAAGACGUGUCAAGCCACUCUCGAGGGUCUUUCAGGCUUCUCCUUUUGCGGGCCAGUCUUCCAUGCAGUAGCGAGGGCUGCUGGGACGGAAGCCGGACUCGAUGAGUGGAUGGGAUGGGCAGUCUGUUCAAAGUUCAGUGUGGGAGGGGGCCUGAAGAGUAGCAAAUCUCUUGCUCUAGUAUGGUCUUGUGGGUGUCUAGGCCAUCCCCCAACCUCUGCAUCGAGCCACUCUUCCCUCAAUUCCUCCCCUGCUCUCUCACCUCCUCAACUAGCCUUCCGCUCAGUCCCCAGCUUCCCUGGCGUCCGUUCAGCCCCGCCUCUUGUCCUCUCUCCAGGCGUCCUAGCUUGUGUGGGCCAUACAUCAUCUCCGAUUCUGACGGUGCAGGUUUCAGAGGGCUGAAGUGUAUGGUCCAAGGUGGAGAAACUCGAUGAUGUUAUGAGAAGCUGGAAUGGUUAAAUCAAAGUUCUGACCAGCAGAGCUGU